AUGGACGAGUUAACAAGUUCAGUCUGGCUGGAACAGGAAACCCACAACAUCAAGAGUCGCUCUCAUCGCUCUCGUGUGUGUUGUGUUCUCCAGUCAGAAGAGGAUCUCUGGAGCAGAAGUGGAGAUGAGAGUCAGACGAGGAGACGACGUCACUCUCUUCUGCGACUGUGCAACACACACGAUCUACUGAUUAAGAACGUCACAGAAGCAGAUCUGGGCCUGUACUACUGCGCUCUACAUGAGAAAAAUAUUUCAAAGGAUAAAAACGGCGUCAUCAUCAGCAGGGACGUGUAUCAUUACGGAAACAGAUCCACUCGACUCUCUCUACUCGAACCCUGUCGCAGUGUGUGUGAGCCGAGUGUAUCAGAGCCGAGUGUUAGCUGGAAGCUGGUGUUCAGUGUGUGUGUUGUGUGUGUUCUCCUCUCCUCACUCCUCUCCUCCAUCUGUGUGUACUGCCUCUGCACAAACACCACUAAAGCAAAAGCCAAAGCUGAUCUGGCAGGAAGUGACAAAAGGACGACUCGGAGAUGUGAUGAGGUUGGAGAAGAUGAGGUCUGUUACGCCGCUUUGGACAUCCAGAACAUUGAGAAGAAGAAGACGAAGAGGAAGAAGAAGAGAGUUCAGCACUCUGAUUUCAGCACAUAUUCAGAGGUCAGAACUGAGAGAACUGAGGGAUGCUGAGGAGGCGUUAAUGAAAGUUGUAUUACAUCACAGUGUAUGAUUUUGAUAAACUGUUUUUACAUCCUUAAUGACAUUAAUCAUCCAGAGUGAAAUGAAGUUUAAAUGCUUACUGUCAUAUUCUUGCUGAUGUGAAAAAUGUGUGAAUGGAAAAAAAAAGAAAAAAAAGGUUCAUUUCUGAAUAAUGUAUAACACAGAACCUGCAGUACGUCCAAAUAAAGUUACUGCUUGUGGGAUUUUACCUUCAACUUGAGACUACAGAGGAUCAAUGAGUUCAAUACAC
Messenger RNA from Pangasianodon hypophthalmus (striped catfish), 961 nucleotides. RefSeq lists its product as uncharacterized. The record is from RefSeq and is a predicted model, not a curated record. The transcript has 6 exons. Lineage: Eukaryota; Metazoa; Chordata; Actinopteri; Siluriformes; Pangasiidae. Bases 1 to 681 code for a protein of 226 amino acids.